GAAGUGACCUGUGAAAAAUGUUGUGGUUCAAGUGUAAUGAAAUUAUACCUGGAACUGCAAUAGGUGUAGGAUUCCUCGGGGUUGCAUUAAGUUUUUUUUUGUUUUUGUACGAAGUAGCACCUGUUCCAGAUCUCCAUGUAAUUUGCAGAAUGUCUCAGGCCUCCGAGGAAAAUCUUGAAGUAUUCAGAGCAGAAAAAAAUGAGGCAUUUGUGCUUGGUUACACUGGCGAAGUGGGCAGAGAGCUUAUACGAGACAUGGCUUUGUUGAAGGCAUUCUCCAAAGUGUACCUCAUAGGCAGGCGAUUUGUUACACUUCCUGACCACCUUGGUCCAGAAUUUGAACAAGUGGUUGUAGAUUUUGAUGAUUUAGACUCAUAUUCUGAUGUGUUUAGAUAUGUGAAGUAUGGAUUCUGCUGUUUGGGUACAACAAGAGCUAAAUCUGGAAAGAAAGGGUUUGUGAAGGUCGACCAUGACUAUGUAUUAAAAGCUGCAGAACUUGCCAAGGCAGCAGGAUGCAAACAUUAUUCAGUUUUGUCAUCCCAGGGGGCAGAUAAAAACAGCUCACUUCUCUAUCCCAGGACCAAGGGCCAAGUGGAGGAAGCCCUGAAGGUGAUUCAUUUCCAACAGCUGUCAAUAUUCCGACCAGGGCUGUUACUCUGUGACAGACAAGAGAGCCGCCCAAGUGAGACUUUCUUCAGGACAAUACUUAAACCCAUGGCAUACUUCUUCCCUACCGCUGUCACCACACCUGUACAGGUAGUCGCUCGUGCAAUCAUCAAUGACGCCAUUCACCCCAUUCGACACGAACCAGUUUUGCUAUAUGAAAACAGAGCAAUUCAUUUCCUCUCGGGUAUUUCGAAGCAGUGUAGUUGAGAAAUUGAAAGUAACCUUUUAUAAAAACUUCUGCUUGAUUUGAGUUUAAUUUAUUAAUGGAUCACGGUAUUAAUGUAACCAAAAAUACUGCUGAUUUUCUUUCUCAAUGCUUUCCAGAUGAUUUCUUAACUUAAAGUAUAUUCACAAAAAUUGAUAACAGAAAAGAUAUACCAUACUUGACCUAUUAAGAACAAUUCUUAAUAUCAGAGCUGUGCACUUUGAUGUAAUUUUUCUCCAUUUGAAAUCAGAACGGUGAAAAAAACUUUUAGACUGUUGAUUACAUAUGGCAGAUAAGUGAGGUUUACAAACUUGUUAUGGUUUUUAAUCAAUUGAAUUCACCAUCCUCAUUCACAAAAAAAAGAUGGAAAUGGAUCAAGGGUUAAGUAAGGUGUACUUAUAAGGUUGAAUAUGGCAGUAGAGCUAUAAAAAAGCCAAUUUUAUCCUCUAGAAGGGAAUUUAUUUGUGUAUAUUCCAUGUUAUAGUAAGAAUAGUGAAGGGAUGUGUCAACAGCGAUAAAAUGGGACAAGGUUUUUUUUCCAGAUUAUUAUAUGACAGCAUUGUCAGAUAUGCCUGUAAUGUACAAAGUCUAUUGUUGUUGGGUUUUCUUUCAAAAUUAAUGAGAUAUCUAGAGCAAUGGAGGGUAUUAUCGUCAGGUUAAGUAUGACUGCUUCAUUACCAGUGAAUACUGUUCAUAAAAAUAAAAUAACUGUUGUAGGUUAAGCUUAGGCUAGUGUUGUGUUUACCCGAGUCUGACUCGUUGAGCGUUUGUCACUUAUACGAGGGAACAUACUUUAUUUGUAUUUCCGGCCGAACAGAGGCAGUUAUCGUCAGGUGGAGGCAGUUAUCGUCACCGUCAAUAUUUUCAUGCGUUUUGAAAUGUUUCUUGUUAUAAACACAAAAAAUAUCAUGUCUACGUUUAAAGAACAUGCAUUGAUCAACAAAAAAAUGCAUUUAAACCGUUAAACAAAUAUGCAACCGGGCAAAUAUCAUUGUCGGAAAUGUUUUGGGUUUCUGCACGUGCUGCCCGAGCUUUCAAGCACUUUGCAACAGUGAACAUUACAUUCAGCAUCGAUGUUACGUAUGCUAAUACAAUAUUACGAUAUCAAUAAAUAUCAGAUGAAACUUGGAAGACACAGAUCAAAUACUGAUCUUUUAAAAUCAAAUCUUAAAUUUAGAACAAACAAUUGGGUCUUCUAAAAGACUCGGUUAUUUAUUUCGAUUAUGCAAAACUGACGAUAACUGCCUCCAGUGUACCAAAUUGUGGCAGUUAUCGUCAGGCCGAUUUACGGCAUCGAAGAAGCCCGGAUGUGCAUACAACGCGGGUCAACUUAGCAGACGCGGCGGAACUUCACAUAUAUCACAAACAUUCCAAUGUUUGCUUCGAGAUUUGGAUAUUGAUAGGAGAAAUAUGAUGCACUUACCUUAUUAAGUGACGUAAGAACAUCAGAAAAUUAUGACGUGAAGAUUAUUAAAAUAUUUAAACGUAAAUAUUAUCUGUUUGGAAACUUUGUCUGAAUGAAAAUAAGGCCAGAAACGUUCUAAAAAAUCACAAAUUUGUUCAAUGAAAACAACAGCAAUUUGACUUCAACAUUUAAUGAAAUAUUCAAAACUUUUGUAAAAACUGACGAUAACUACCGCCUGACGAUAAUACCCUCCGUUGCUCUAUUGAAAUAAAUUCCAAGCAAUGACUUUUGAUAUUUUUUAAAUUCUUGGGUUUAUUAAGGUAUAUUUAAAGUUUAUUAUGAGGUGUUAUAGAGGGCAGUUUGAAAUCGUUGUGCUAUUUCUGAAUAAGAUAACUUGCUAGACAAAUCAGUUCUGAUUUGUUAUGUCUUAAAAGUAAGCACUGCGUUUCAGAGUUACCUCCCCUUUGUCUUAUGUCUGAAAUCAUUGAUUUCAAAUAACUUGGUAGAAACCUAGAUUGCUUUAACUAUCAAAGAGAAAGAUGCAAUACUGUAUGUAUAUAUAAUGAGAAUUUUAACAUACAAAUUAUUGUAUAAUUGUUACUGGAAAUGAGAUUUGCAAAAUCAAUAGAUUUUUUUUUCAACUAGAACAAAUAUUCAUACCCUGCCUACACCACUCUUUAUAGAGAGUCAUCUGUCAGUGAUUGUACGUCCCCGUCCUUUACAGCCCUGUUAUCACAGCUAGUUUCAAACAGGCUGUCAGCUGGUGAACUGUGACAGCAAACUUUUCACAAUAUGUGUGACUGUCCCUCCCUAAUAAACCUCCACUUCUUUAUAAUGUGAAAUAUACAAUUCUAUAUACAUUGUAUUCCAACACCCUAAAAACUUGCCAUUAGAAUGUUUUAUUUCAUAAAUGAAUUGAGAAAUGAUUCAAUAGCUGGCUUAAAUCUUCCAAGAAUUGUUAUUUCAAUUAGUAAGAAAUACCCUCAGUAUUUAAAAAGUAUCCUUUUAACAAAUUGUCAGCAAUUCAAACAUACAUGAAAAAAUUAAGGUUUAAGCUAAGUUUAUAGUACAGACGACACAGUGAUAAAAUAUAAUGAAGGUACUUUUCAGUUGCCAGAAAGAUUUUCUUUUUCGCUGGCGAGUCUUUGAUUUUCCAGUUUUGAUUAGUCAAUCAGGAAAAAAUGAAUGGUGUCUUCUUGUUAAGUGUUGUGUUCUAUCCCUGUAGAUUUGUUUCUGUUUGUGACAUGUAUGUAUUCUGCUGAAUGAAAUAUUUGCUAUUUACAUAUAUUUUCUUUUGUUAAUUUUUAAUAGGUAUAAAGUGAUUUUGAUGUUGUAAAUUAAGUGUAAGCGAUAAUGUAAUACUACAAAAUUAUGUUUUGUGUUUAAAUGUUAUAUUAUAGAUUCUAUGUAUUGAUAUAUCUACAAAAAUAUGACUUUUUGUUAAAAUUUAUAAACAAAUUUAUGUUGAACAAAAUCAUGUAGAUAUAUGAACAUUCAAUUGCAAAAAGAAAACUCAUCAAUGUUCAUUUAUCAGGCAAGUUACUCUAUGAUAUUGUGUUCAUUGAAUUUUUUUUUUAAACAAUGUAUAAAUUUACAAACCAUUGUGUUGAUGCAAACUACCACAAACGGUAAUAGUGUCAGUUUAAUAUAUGAACUUUAACAGCCAUUGUUACCCUGGUAAUAAUUUAGACAGUGUUUAUGAAGUUUUUUACUUUGGCUUAAUCUGAAAGCAUUUUGCUAUUGAAUUCAUUUAGAUUAAGAGUCUAUUACACUCUGUAUUUUAAUAUCUUUUCUGGGUAAUCAUUUAUAAUAAGGUUGAUUUUGUGACCAGUACUUAAUGAAAAAGUAUUAUGCAAAAACAAAGUUCUCAUAGAUACAAAACUCUUAAGUUCUUGGUUCAUGAAUAAUUUAUGAGUAAUUCAUGUAAUUUUUUUUUAUUUCUGUAUGGUAUGGCAACUUAUUUUGAAUUGAAUUAAGAAAACAAUGUACAAAGUAAUAUUGAGAAUAUUAAACAUUCAAAAUUGUAAUUAUUACUCUAGAUAUAUAGUCUAUAUGUGCAUCAAUGAAAGUGAUAACCUUUAAUGUUGAAUUUUUUCUUUAAUUUAUUUCAAAGCCAUGUGCAAUAUUUGCACUGUAUAUAUAUUUCACUGUUUGUAGGUUUACAAGUUUUGUGUUCUCUGCACAUGCUGUUCAUUAAAUUUUCACAGAACUCAAUCUGAUUAAAAUCACCUGUUACAUGGCUAUGUUUACUACAUACUAUGCCUGAACAUCUGAAGGUGCUUCGAUCAGGGUCAUGUUCAGGUGACCUUUCGAUCAGCCAAUCAUGUUGCCACUGGCAAAAUCUGUCCAGCGCUUCAAUAUUCCUUGUGAUGGUACGAUAGUCAUGAUAAGAUCUGAGAAAAAUUGAACAUAGCUCAGCGAUGCAAAACAAUAUAGCUAAACAAAAUGCAACAAAAGGCUUUGGAAAGGUCAUCUCUGAUUGGCUAAUAUAUAAUGAGUAUUCAUUGUCCAGGGGGUCACCCAGACAUGACCCUGAUCAGAGCACCUUCAGAUGUUCAGACGUAGUAUGUAGUAAAUAUAGCCGUGAAACAACUUAUUUUAAUCAGAUUGCCCAGAACUAAAAGGAGCAUGGAGUUACUGCCCUUUAAAGGUACUGCCAUUGCCCUAGAUCAUGUGAUAUUGUUGGUCACAUGUUUGAUUAUGUAGAACAUGCAUGACAGUGGUGUGUACAUAAGGUUUCCUACAGUAAUAGCCACCAUCACUCUGAAAAUAUUUACCUGUUAGAAGAGAUAUUCACAUUUAAUAAUGGAAGGUUAUGUAUCUUUUAUGUUUCUCUUAUGCAAGGAAAAUGCCAUCUUUAGAUCAUUUGGACUGUAAAAACAAUACAAUCUGGAUAAAAAUAAUAUGAGUAAAGGGAAAAUUUGCCAAGGAUUAUUUUUUUUUUUUUUUUGUUCUUGGAAUUUUCCAGUUGUUUUACAUAUGAUGCUUUUUGUCUGCCUAAUUAGUGUGUCGUCUGCCUAGUCAUAGAGGUCAUCUUUUAUCUAGGCCAUUGCCCUCUGAACCAUCACAUAAAAAAGUGUAUGCUGUCUGCUGGAUAAGUGUGACAUCUAUGUGUUGGCACAUUUUUGUGUCCUUGCUUACGUUGUGGUUCUAUGAUUUGAAAAAGACGUGGUGAUAUUAUUUAAAACUUGUCUAAAAAUAAUUGGAGUCUGCUGACUGUAAAUAUGUAACAUGUUUUACUCAAAAUGUUGAUUCUUUUACUUUGGUUUUGCUGAUUUAGACUUUAAGUGGUGAAGGAUUAUUAUGUAUGUGAUAUAAUUCAAACACAUUUCCAUGACAAUUUUAACAUAAGUGAUUAAUUGUGAAUUAACAUACACUUCAUUGUAACAUUUAAGACUCAAAUAAUUUCAACAGAUAAAAAUAAUAUUGCACUUUAUAGACAUAAUGCUGAUUUUACUAUAUUAUCAUACAUGUUGAUUUUGGCACAUCAACAUUUUCUUGCAUAUUGGACAGUUUAGCACAAUGAUGAAUUUGUCACCCACAAUGCUUUCCAUGGAAAACAUACAUGCAGACUGUAAUUGUACAUAUUUUAGCAGUAGUCAUAUUUUAGCAUUUUUCACUCUUGAAGCAUUUGGCUAAAUUAAGAUUUCAUUAUAUAUUAUGUGCUUUUCCUACAGAAAAUAUGAGAAUGUGCUAUUUCUUUAUUGUGCUAAUUUGUUAUAAUUUGGAAAUGCACAAAAAUUAGAAUGGCCAAAAAUAGUAUGUUUACAGUAUAGGAACUGCUAAACCAUAAUUUAGCAGAAUGCUUUCAGAGCUAAAACUGCUAAAAGAAGAAUACCAC
Pecten maximus is the source of this 6116-nucleotide messenger RNA. RefSeq names its product oxidoreductase HTATIP2-like. Gene Ontology annotation, biological process: import into nucleus. The record is from RefSeq and is a predicted model, not a curated record. NCBI's taxonomy places the organism in Eukaryota, Metazoa, Mollusca, Bivalvia, Pectinida, Pectinidae. Gene Ontology annotation, cellular component: cytoplasm. The coding region runs from base 18 to 872 and encodes 284 amino acids. The transcript has 6 exons.